AUCAAGGCAGCUUUGAACGGAGCGUCGCUAGGCUUGGCACGCAAUUGGAAAUCGAUCGCCAUUUUAUUGAGUUGCUCAGUUUGCAAGUGCGUCGGAAGGAGCCGGUACUCCUGAGUGUGUGCGAGAUCGUUGGGUACCUGCGAGCGUGAUCGGUAACGAGUGUAUGUCGUGUGACUGAGCAGUUGACAUUUGAGGACAAGUCGGAUGAGUUCCUAUCUGCAAGUGGCGGAGGACGAAGGGGAGGAGCCGAUCGAGCUGCCUUCCGAAGACGACGGCACCCUCCUCCUCUCCACGCUCGCUGCACAAUUUCCUGGCACCUGCGGCCUCAAGUACAGGAAUCCGGAGUCGAAGGGGAUCCGCGGCGUCCGGCUCAGCGACGGCAGGCUGCAUCCACCAGACGAAGGAUGGGGCCAGAACAUCUAUUAUUGCGUUUUCCCUAAAGAAAAUAAAAGGAAGUCCGACGACCAUCUGGAAAAUUCAACUGCUAAAACAAAGCGAAUGGAAUUAAAAACCAAAUGCUCCGACCUCAUCAUUUUGGGUCUCCCUUGGAAGACAACCGAGCAACAGCUUCGUGAAUAUUUCGAGUCUUUUGGCGAAGUUCUAAUGGCUCAAGUUAAAAAAGAUCCAAAGACAGGACAGUCAAAAGGUUUUGGAUUCAUCAGAUUUGCAAAUCACGAAUCUCAGAUUCGUGUGAUGACUCAGAGACAUCUCAUUGACGGGAGAUGGUGCGAUGUGAAAGUGCCAAACUCAAAGGAAGGCACACAACAGCAGGUGCCUUGCAAAGUGUUUGUCGGUCGUUGCACUGAAGAUAUAUCGGCUGAAGAUCUGAGGGAGUAUUUCUCUAAAUACGGUGAAGUCACUGACGUUUUUAUACCGAAACCUUUCAGGGCAUUUGCUUUUGUAACUUUUCUCGAUCCUGAGAUUGCACAAAUGUUAUGCGGGGAAGAUCAUAUCAUCAAACAGACUUCUGUACAUGUAUCGGAAGCAUCUCCGAAAACAGAUUUUCACAAUCGUGGCUAUGGACCCAAUCAAGGAGGGAUGCAGCGAGGCGGUGGACGCGGUGAGCAAAAGGGGGGUUACGCAGGAGGCUAUGUUGCAGGUGGCAAUGGAGCACAUGUUUACCAUCCUCAGCAACACAGUGGUGGUGGUAACAUGCAAGGAGGCCACGGCCCUUGGGGCCAAGGAGGCAACAGAGGCAAUUUAGACAUGCCGAAUUUACAGACACUCGGUAUAACUGGCCAGGGGGGAGCAGGUGGACAAGGAGCUGGCCAAAACUUAACCAACCCUCUUGGAUUGGGUUUGAAUCUGGGAGCAUUGCCCGUGAAUCCGGCCUUAGUCGCCGCUGCUCUGAAUCAAGCUGGAUGGGGGGGCCUCAUCGGGAAUCUUCAAGGUAACCAAGGGACUCCGAAUCCCGAUGGUGGAGGACCCCCAGGUCAAUACCCCAACUCUGGAGGGUUCGGAGGCGGAGGACCUCCUCCGCAAGCUCCGCCACAGGCUGGUGGAGGUUUCCUUAAUUGGAUCAAUCAAGGAGGCGGUGGCGGUGGUGUUGGAGGAAGUGGAGGAGACCAAGGGAACAACGGUCCCCAACAACAAGGCUCUUGGCAACAGAGGCCGGAUAAAUCACAAAACUUCAAGCUCAAAAACGAACAUCAGAAGAAUGGUUUGAUGUACUAAAAGUUUUAUCACCAGAAGGUGUACUUGUUUUUUACCUCAUUUCGACCAUAGACAAAAUACCAGCUUCCAUGGAUUGGAUAAUAGAUAUUUUAAUAAAACCUAUGUUUACAA
This is a messenger RNA of Cimex lectularius (bed bug), 1785 nucleotides long. It is a transcript of the gene TBPH, whose product is annotated as TAR DNA-binding protein 43. The transcript has 5 exons. Gene Ontology annotation, cellular component: nucleoplasm. Lineage: Eukaryota; Metazoa; Arthropoda; Insecta; Hemiptera; Cimicidae. Gene Ontology annotation, molecular function: RNA binding. The coding region runs from base 205 to 1674 and encodes 489 amino acids. Gene Ontology annotation, biological process: regulation of gene expression. The record is from RefSeq and is a predicted model, not a curated record.